AUGGGUCAAACUCUCUCCGAACCCGUUGUCGAGAAGAACUCGGCCAAGGGUGAAGAUGAACGCCUCCUCUACGGUGUGUCGGCCAUGCAGGGUUGGCGCAUAAGUAUGGAGGAUGCUCACACUACCGUCCUCGACCUCCUUACCCCCGGAAGCGACGAAGCCAAGAAGCACGACUCCAAACUCUCCUUUUUUGGAGUCUUUGACGGACACGGCGGUGACAAAGUGGCCUUAUUUGCUGGAGAGCACAUUCACGACAUCAUCAAGAAGCAGGAGACCUUCAAGAAGGGCAACUACGAGCAGGCGUUGAAGGAUGGCUUCCUCGCAACGGAUCGCGCGAUUCUCAACGAUCCCAAAUAUGAGGAGGAGGUUUCUGGUUGCACCGCUUGCGUUGGCCUGAUCUCUGACAACAAGAUUUACGUUGCAAAUGCUGGCGAUUCGAGAAGUGUCCUUGGUAUCAAGGGACGAGCUAAGCCCUUGUCCCAGGACCACAAGCCUCAGCUUGAAGCCGAAAAAUCCCGUAUUACAGCCGCCGGUGGCUUCGUUGAUUUUGGCCGUGUCAAUGGCAACUUGGCCCUAUCGCGUGCUAUUGGUGAUUUCGAGUUCAAGAAGAGCGCAGAGCUCUCCCCCGAGGCUCAGAUCGUUACCGCGUUCCCCGAUGUCGAAGUCCACGAAAUCACCGACGACGAUGAGUUUUUGGUCAUUGCUUGUGACGGAAUUUGGGAUUGUCAGUCAUCCCAGGCGGUUGUUGAGUUCGUUCGACGUGGCAUUGCGGCCAAGCAGGAUCUGGACAAGAUCUGUGAGAACAUGAUGGACAACUGUUUGGCUUCCAACUCGGAGACUGGUGGCGUCGGUUGCGAUAACAUGACCAUGGUCAUUAUCGGCCUUCUGCGCGGCAAGUCUAAGGAGGAAUGGUAUGAGGAGGUUGCCAGACGGGUUGCUGCUGGAGACGGACCUUGCGCCCCUCCCGAAUAUGGUACGACUGAAUCCACCUCAUCCUAA
Molecule: messenger RNA, 999 nt
Organism: Colletotrichum truncatum
Lineage: Eukaryota; Fungi; Ascomycota; Sordariomycetes; Glomerellales; Glomerellaceae
Product: protein phosphatase
Biological process (GO): protein dephosphorylation
Molecular function (GO): cation binding; protein serine/threonine phosphatase activity
Source: RefSeq, a predicted model, not a curated record